AAACAUUCAAAUAUGUAUGCGACAUUUAUUGUCAGGCAUGUUUACAUUGAUAGUAGUAAAGUGUCAGAAUAAAUAUUUCGUGAUAUAAAUGUAUAGUGUAAACUUACUUUAAAGAUAGUUUUUUUCUUUAUUUUUAUUAUCAUAAACUUCAUUUAUUAUGCCGAGAUAAGGCAUGCGCAUGGUUCAUAUCUUAAUUUUGCAUGAAGUGGUUUCAUACGUGGCCACUGUAGAUGUGUUCUGCACAGAUCAGAAAACUAAGUUAUUUAAAAGAUGGACAUAAACAAAUAUCAUCGUGUUUCAAUGAAUGAUCAAAUGGGACGCGAAGAGGUAAACAUUUGGACUACUCAGGAGAAGAGGAGAUGGAUGGUAAUGCUGUUCAUCGGCACUUCUGCGCUGUACGCCAGCCGCACUUCCGUCCCGCUUCUCAUCCCGGCAAUCACCAAAGAGCUGAACUGGAGCAAGAAGGACUCCGGCACCAUCCUGUCCAGUUUCUUCUGGGGCUACACCCUGACGCAGGUGAUGGGCGGCUACGUGAGUGAUCGCGUCGGCGGCCUCAGAGUGAUACAGGCGGCCGCCGUGGGCUGGUCACUCUUCACGUUUUGGAUGCCGCACAUCAUCACUUUGUUCUCGGACAAAGGUCAAGCUGUCAACUUCAUCGUGUUGACGAGAAUCCUCCACGGAGCUCUUCAAGGAGUCCACUUCCCGAGCGUGAGCAGCCUGACGAGCCGGCACCUGGGCGAGCUGGAGCGCGCGUCCUUCUUCAGCGUGGCGACGUCGGGCUCCGCCGUGGGCACGCUGCUCACCGGCACCGUGGGCUCCUGCGUGCUCGACUACUUCGGCUGGCAUGCCGUCUUCUAUGCCAUUGGCUUGUUUGGCAUUGGCUGGACGCUUGUGCUACGACACUACGCUCUGGCAGCCACCAGAAGAAAAGCUACCAUUAUUUCGCUUCCACUGAAGCUCCAGCCAUCCUACGGGCGAGAUAAUGUUCCUGUGCCGUGGAUAAGACUGUUUCGUAAAGCUUCAUUUUGGUCGUGUGUGUUUGGCCACGCGUGCCAAAACAAUUGCUUCUUCCUCCUGUUGUCUUGGCUGCCUUCGUACUUCCACGAUACAUUCCCAACUGCGAAGGGCUGGCUGGUGAACAUGGUGCCCUGGCUGUUCUCCAUCCCCUGCACGUUCCUGGGCAAGUGGCUGUCGGAGAGGCUGAUAGUGCGUGGCUGCUCCGUCACCACCACCAGGAAGGUCGUCGAAACCGUGGGCCUCGGGACGCAGGCCGCUGCGUUGCUCCUCAUCGGGCACGCUCGGAGCUACCAGUGGGCGCUGGCGUGCAUGACGCUGGCCGUCUCCGCGAGCGGCUUCCACAACAACGCCAUCCUCGUGAACCCCCAGGACCUGGCCCCCGCCCACGCCGGCAGCGUGUUCGGCCUCAUGAACACUGUGGGCGCCGUGCCAGGGUUCCUGGGCGUGUACCUCGCUGGCUUCAUCCUGGACCUGACCAAGAGCUGGUCCGCCGUGUUCCGCACCACGGCGGCCAUCAACGCGCUGGGCUGCGCCGUGUUCCUGGCCUUCGGCAGCGCCGAGGCCAUCGCGUGAGGGGGUCGGCGCUCCCUUCUCCAGUAGCGGUGGUGCUGGUAGAUUUGCACUUGCACGGAUACCGUAUCGGAUGGAAUGUCAAGAUAGAUUUACCGUGUUUUAUUGCAUAAUCGUCGCACUGUUACUAUAGGGCAUCCAAAUCGGGAAUAAAAAAAAUUCGCGCAUAAAAGUCGCAUGAUGUUUUUGGUCCGGCCGCUGCAUUACAGUCACGUGAUGUUUUUGAUCCCGCUGUUAGAUUCCAAACGCUUUGUGUAUCUCAAACGCCAUCGAUGAAAGUGAAGAUGAUGACAUCUGGCAGUGUGACGGCGAUGAUUCUGACAACAACCUCGGCGAAAGUAACUGUUUAAGUACGGAAAUAGGCAAGCGAUGCCGAGUCAUUCUGAUGACUUAAAUCAUUUAAUUUACCGGUACAGUGUUUUAUUUUAAACUACUUAUUGCUUAAUUUUAAAAAAAAUUUGUUUUCUUUCUUGUAGGUUACAAUGAUAAAAUGACUCGUGAAUGACAACAGAUGCAUUUUCAAAGAUUUUUAUUUCUUUUUAAUAAAUUUUUCAGUAACUAACUUUAAUUGUUUCGCUGUGAAAAAUCUAUUUUUUUGUUAAAUGUACUUGAUUUUCAACAUAUUUUGUUAUGAAAAUCCUAACCUCCAAAAAAAAAAAAUUCUCAUAAAAAUCGCACCCCUACUUUUCAAACCUUAUUUUGGCAUUAAAUGUGCGACGAUUAUGCGAUAAAACACGGUACAAAAAAAAGCUUCAGAAUUGAGAGGGUAAUCUUUAAAUUGGACGGCUUUUUAUAUAAAAGGUACCAAGUUACAUUUUUUAAGUUACCUACACCAAGAGCAUAAGAAACCUAUUAAGUUUGUUAAUAUAUAUAUGAAAAAAAAAAAGAUUCUUUAAUCCUGUGCUGCCAUAUGCAAUUUAUGUAACCAAACGUUAGGUACGUGAUAUAGGAAAAAAGAAAAAAAAAAGGAAGAGGAAAAAAAGUUGCUUGGUUUCUUUUAGAUAAACGCCAUCCAAUUUUUUUUUUACUUUUUCUUUGGGUUUGUUUGAAAACUUAAAUUCUGUGAGAGUAUGAAUAGAUUUCAAAUGAGCUGAUUGCAAAGUUACAUUGUUUAAGAGACAUAUUUUCUUGUAAUGAACACCCAUCGCACCUUGGGUGAACAUAAUUGUGUGGAUUGGGAAACAAAAAAAGUUACCAGAGCAAUUGAGAAGAAAGUGCAAAAAAAUAUACUGUAGCUUUCAGUUGUGCUCGUGAACUGCAAUGUCCAUUUCCAUUAGGUUAAUAGCCACUUAAAACUCGGCAAUACAGGAAAGACCAAGCAUAAACCCAAAUCGAGAUAAGGGUACACUCGCAGAAAGUCUGUGCAGAUGGUAGAGGCACGUAUAAUCUGUCAUGUUAUUUAUUUAAUCUCUCACAGUCUGGUAGUGAUUUAAGUUUUUUUUUUUUUAAUGUGGUUUAAUAUGAAAAUGUUUUAGAUUUAUUACUUUCUGGUUAGUAUUUCGGGUUACUGCAGUUCAGAUACCUGUAUAUUUUUCAUCUGCAUUCCUCCCGACAGUGUUCACAGUACUGGUUUGGCGAGUUUGUCCUCUUGCAAAAUUCUCGUUGGCUGAAUACUGUACGUAAUUAAAACCAGGUGUGGAAACGAAGGAAGUGUGUUGAGCUUCAGCCAAGCGCGGCUCCAGAA
Bacillus rossius redtenbacheri is the source of this 3271-nucleotide messenger RNA. RefSeq names its product voltage-gated purine nucleotide uniporter SLC17A9 (gene MFS18). The record is from RefSeq and is a predicted model, not a curated record. Gene Ontology annotation, molecular function: transmembrane transporter activity. Gene Ontology annotation, biological process: transmembrane transport. Lineage: Eukaryota; Metazoa; Arthropoda; Insecta; Phasmatodea; Bacillidae. The transcript is spliced from 8 exons. The coding region runs from base 271 to 1590 and encodes 439 amino acids.